CCUCAAUGUAAACAAUGAGAGAGGAGUUGCACCGAGGUAAAGUGAUAUCAAAUUUACCUCAGGUUACAGUGAAACCAUGACGGUGAAAACGAGUGACGGGACGAGAAAGGAAGGCUACAAAGGCCAUGGAGAAGGUUCAUCCAAGAGAACGUCAGAAAAGACAAAUGCCAGAGGGAAAAGGGAGAAGAAUUCCCCCCAGACCAAGGUGGUGGCACGUCGUCUGCCCCCAACCAUGACAGAGGAAGAAUUUUUGGAGGCUGUGUCACCACUUGCAGAGUACGAUUAUUUCAGCUUCGUCCCUGCUGACAAGAGUCUUGGAGCUCAUGCUUUCUCACGAGCUUACAUUAAUUUUAAAAACACAGACGAUGUUUUCACCUUUCGAGACAGGUUCGACAGCUAUGUGUUUGUCGAUAAGAAAGGUAAUGAAUACCCAGCCAUGGUGGAAUAUGCCCCAUUUCAGAAGAUACCAAAAAGAACUGGAAACAAGAAGAAGGAUAUACGAGCAGGGACCAUAGACCAGGACCCAGACUUUAUGGCAUUCUUGGAAUCACUAGAAAAGCCAGAGACAGUCCAGCUUCCAACACUAGAGGUCGUUCUGGAAGAGAUACAAGCCCAUGAACGGGAGUUGAAAGCCAACAACGGAAUCAUAAAGGUGAAGACUCCACUACUUGAGUUCAUCGAACAGAAAAAAGCAGAGAAGUUACGAACAAAAGAGGAGCGGCGAGAGGAAAGGAGGAGGAAGGAAUUUGAGAGGAAGAAAGCACGGGAGGAAGAGAAGAAGAAGAGGAAGGACUUCAGGGAUCACAGAGAGGUUAAGAAAGAGGACGUGAGAGAGGUGAAAGAGGAUGGCUCCGUGAAAGCGAGAGAAGUUUUGCGACCAGAGAGAGGGAAAGAGCCGUAUGCUGGCGAUGGGAGACCAGAGAAGACGAGACAGGAGAGAGACAGAGAGCGUUUUGAGAGGGAGAAGGAGAAGCAGAGGAGAAGAGACGAGGAAAGGCAGAAGCAAAGGGAGAGAGAAAAAGAGAGGAGGGAGAAGGAAAAGCAGAUGAGAAAAGAACGAGAGAGAGAAGAAAGAAUGAGAAGACUUGAAGAGAAGGCAAAGCUAAAAGAGGAAGACAGAGGGAGAUACAGAGAUGAUGCAAGAGAAGAAACAGCAGAAGACAAGAAGAAUUGGAAGAGAAGAGAGGAGGUGAGGGAGGAAGCAGUGACGGAGGAAAGGACACAAACGGGCAAGUUAGAGGGUGCAAAAUCCAAGCGUUACAGUGAAGGUCGACGAAAGGAAGAAAGAGAGAGGGAGAAGAGAAUGAAGGAAGAGAAGAAGAGGACAGAGAAAGAGGCAAAGCUGGGAGAAGUUGAGGAAGAGGGGCAUGAGAGACAGGAGGAGAGAGUAGGAGGAGUUAAGGAAAAGGAAAUUGUGACAAUUAAGCCUAAGGAGGCCAGUUCCUCAAACCAAGGAGAGACAAAGCAGGAAGAGAAAUCACCCACUAAACACAGCCAAAAGGAAGGGGAAGUGGAGAAGGAAGGGGGACAGAAAGAAGAAGUUAAAUCAGAGGAGAAAACCAGGAAAAGGAGAGAAAAGGACCCAAGGGCAGAGAGGAGAAUACGCAACAAGGACCGACCAACCAUGGCCCUCUACCGCCCUGGCCAGACCAGGCUGAGCGCAAACAGGGCCAAGCAGGACCGCACAGAGGCCGAUGACACUUCCUCCUCGAGCCCCAGUCCCGUCAUGCCCUCAGGGGGAGGAGAGACAAGUAAGAAGCCUGCAGAGUCCAAGAAGGAUGAAGCCCCUGGCAGUGGCAACCCCUGCCCUCCCCCCAAGAGCCCAGAUGGCAGCCAGGGCGAAAACACGACAAAAGAAGAAGCAACGAAGGAGGACGUAGAGGUCGCUGGGUGGAUGGGGAGUGGGAGGACUGAAGACCAACCUUCGGAAAUCAAAAGGGAGACAACAGAUGACAUCAAAGUGAGGGAUGGGGCUGAGGAUAUGGAGGUGCAGGAUGGAGGGGCAGAGGCAACCAAGGAGGGCAAGAAGUACCCAGGGGUGAAAAGCAUGACCUUCCGGAGGAGUGUUAGCCGGGAGUGAAAGGCUGUUGUGAUGAUUCUCUCUCUCUCUCUCUCUCUCUCUCUCUCUCUCUCUCUCUCUCUCUCUCUCUCUCUCUUUCUCUCUUUCACUCUUCUCUUCAUCUCUCUCUCUCUACUCUCUCUUCUCUCUCUCCUCUCUCUCCUCUCUCUCUCUCUCUCUUUCUUCUCUCUCUCUUCUCUCAUUCUCUCUCUCUCUCUCUCUCUUUCUACUUUCUACUUUCUACUUUCUAUCUGUAUCUAUAUCCAUCUAUUUUUUUCUUUAUUACAAUUUAUUUUUACCUCUCACUGUCUUGCCCUUUUUGCCUUUGGCAAUGUGAUGCUUUCAUGUAACAGAAAACACCAAUAUACUGUACAAAUAAGUGUUAUCUUAGAUUAAGGAGAGUGUUUUCAUGUUGGAUCUUCCUGUGUUGGUGGUAUUGUCUUACAUCAUCUUUUUCCUUUUGUCUUCUAUCCAUUUUCAUCUACUGUUUCAUCAUUUUCCCCCUUUGUCUUCCAUCUUUUCCCCCCAAUAUUUUUUUCAUAUAUUCCUAAUUCUGUUGAUUUUAAUUUCCCUGCCAUUUCAAUUUUCCCUUACAUUUCCUUGUUUCUCCUUUCACUUCCACUAUUUUUUUUUUCUUUUUUUUCAUUGUUUUCCUCUGUUAUUAUUUAAAAUAUUUGUACUUGUCUUAUCCACUCUACCUAUACUUUUCCCUUUCUACAUAGUUGAUUAUAUUAUUUCUUGCUUCCUUAUGAUUCAUUUUAUGAAUUCAGAAUUGAAGAAAAAUCAUGUGACUGUAGUAAGAGAUUUUGAAUUGUCUGGUAAACAAUUCUGUGAUUUAUUUUCCUAAGAUGCUUCCCUUUUGGUUGACAAUAGCCAGAAAGACAGUAAGGUAGUUACUAUUUACAUUUCCAUAUAUUUUGAGUUAAUAUAUUUUGUCUGCCAGUUUCGCAUGACGAUUCGCAUGCUGAUGUACUUUGCACGAUUUAUUUUAUUAGAGCGUUGUGCUGCUAUAUUGCAAUGAGUUGUGUACAUUUUGACCACCAAUUUAUGCACUUUAUUCAAUGGGUAUUGGCUUCUUUUUAUUGUACUGUUUUCCAAGCAGAUCUUAUGUCUUAACACUGUAUUGGUAUGUCUACAUUUAUUUCUCAAAAAUUGUGACUAGUUUCUUUAUUUUGAAUUAUCCUAAACUCUUUUUUUCCAGUUUUUUUUAACUGCUUCGUUAUCUAAAUUUUCUUCCCUCAAUCAUCAUUUUACUUUCCAAUUGAUAAUUAUUUUUAUUUUUAUUUUCCUCAUUCUUAUCAUAUACCCAUCUCCACUUUUUUAUUUCUUUGUUGCUUUUUUUAUUCGCUUCCCUCCUCCCCUUUCUCCUGCAUUUUUUUCUCUUCCUUUUUCUUCAGCAUGAAGUGUAUCUAAAGGAAGACAUUGUUUUCGACUCUACAUAAAAUAAGACAAAGGAAACCAGUUGAGAACAAGAAGGUUGUUCAUUUAUCUCUUUUAUAAAACAUGACCUGAGAAAUGUGCCUAAUUUAGUGUUUGUGAAGAAAAUCCAGUGCAAAAUACCAGUAUAUUGCAAGGAAUUUUUUUUUUUUCCUUUUUCUUUUUAUUAAGAUGCCUUGUGAUUUAAGUUGUUGAUGAAAGUGCAAUCAAGGUUUUCAUACAUAGAAGCUGGUGUUUGCACUACUGCCUGAAAAUAAAGACGUCAUAGAUUA
Molecule: messenger RNA, 3768 nt
Organism: Penaeus monodon (black tiger shrimp)
Lineage: Eukaryota; Metazoa; Arthropoda; Malacostraca; Decapoda; Penaeidae
Product: regulator of nonsense transcripts 3B-like
Exons: 7
Coding region: 77-2080 (667 amino acids)
Biological process (GO): nuclear-transcribed mRNA catabolic process, nonsense-mediated decay; positive regulation of translation
Cellular component (GO): nucleolus; cytoplasm
Molecular function (GO): mRNA binding
Source: RefSeq, a predicted model, not a curated record